Molecule: messenger RNA, 966 nt
Organism: Medioppia subpectinata
Lineage: Eukaryota; Metazoa; Arthropoda; Arachnida; Sarcoptiformes; Oppiidae
Source: the annotation of a GenBank genome assembly
UUUUGGACAGGUAUUAGUGGUGGUGAUAGAGGAUUGACAGAUGCCAUACACUCACUCUCUCUUGUGUUUGGAUGUGGUUUAUAAGUGUGAGCACAAGUAGUCGUGCCAUCAGAUUGCAAACCUAACAUCACAUCUCAUAUGAUAGCCCUUCGCAUCAAUUGAUUCACAAGUGAUGACAACACACGAGUCGAUAUUGCAGACACUCGUGUCAACACAUUGUCUGUAUUAGUGGUUUAGUGGUGAAGAGAACACAACCCAACACCUGAUACCACCUGUAAGUGGUCUGUAAGACAACCAUUUAUUAUGAAACACAAAAUAUUAGUGAAUAAAAUGACUGCUUAUGUCGGGUUUGAGUUUGAGUUUAUACAAUCACUUAUUCGGUCGGAUCUAAGGAAUAAAGUAACUGCUCGGUAUCUGAAGAAAGUGGCAAAACUGGAAUCUUGCAAAGGAGGCGAUACUUCAAUUCAUCCGCACCAUUCAAAUACAUCACUUCCCAUAGAAGAAUACACACAAACAAUUACAACCACAACCACUGCCACUACACCCACCACUACCUGUCCAACAAUUGCAUCCGCUCUCUGGAGACCUCUGUGGCCGCCAGGAAUCACUUUCGCCUUCCACCUUGACCAAACACGUUGGCACCCCCGGGGCUCCACAAAGACUUACCGCUCAAACAUUAAUCUCCCGGUAAUCAAAAUGUCCGGAACCGGUGGUGAAGCCGAACAAAACGAUUCGUCAACUGUUGAGUACUUUGUAAACGAAGAGUUGGAACAAAUGGAGGACUGGUUGGACGAACACCCGGUCUUUGUUGAGGACUACUUUGUGAGGAAGGCUUCGCGUUCUCUAAUCGAUAAUUGGCUUUUAGCACAUUCAGCGCCCGUCAGCGCCGUGCAAUUUAGAAUCUACGCAAUGGGUCGGUCAGUUAAUUUUGUCUAUGGCCAUUUCGUUAUAACCUUUAAGCUAUAA